Messenger RNA from Conger conger (European conger), 2624 nucleotides. RefSeq names its product LON peptidase N-terminal domain and RING finger protein 1-like. The record is from RefSeq and is a predicted model, not a curated record. The transcript is spliced from 12 exons. The coding region runs from base 109 to 2328 and encodes 739 amino acids. NCBI's taxonomy places the organism in Eukaryota, Metazoa, Chordata, Actinopteri, Anguilliformes, Congridae. Gene Ontology annotation, molecular function: protein binding.
UCCACGGUGCCAUCCAUAAACAGCGCUUAGUAUUGUAGGGUAUAGGCUUGGAUGUAUCGGAUUAUAUAAAAACAAAUCUAACGCUAUGCAUGGUAUUAGCUAGAAGCUAUGUCUGUCCUGAAUUCCGACAGUGGAAGAUUUGUAAUUCCGGAUAAUUUCGUUUAUAAAAUGGCAUGGGAUGAGGAGGAUAGUAAAGAUCACCAGUUACUCAUUUUACAAAAAGCUGAUACGUUGGCAUCACAAAAUCGUAUAAAAGAAGCAAUUGAUUUGUUUUCAGUGGCGAUAAGGUAUGGACCUAUGAGACCAGAACAACUUAGCACUUUAGUGGACUGCGUUCUGCGGAAUUUCAAAGUGGAAUACGGUCCAGACACCGACAAGACAAUACAAUCGAAGGAGGACAUCCACAGGGAUGACCCUGGAGAUAAGUUUUGCUGUCCGGGCUGCCAUAGAUUUCUUAGUGAACCGAUGACUGUCGCUUGUGGACACACAUAUUGCAAACGUUGUUUGCAACGAGAACUGUUUUCAAAAUGCAAGCUCUGUAAUAAUGAUGUGGAUACGAGGUGCGGUUCGAGGCAACCACACAGAACCAAUGUGAUACUCUCAGGCCUCCUGGAAAAAUGGUUCCCCGAUGAGACAAACGUGUCUAAAGUCGUUUUGGAAAUUGAAGAACUGUCUAGAAGACGACGCUAUGAAGAAGCUUUGGUUCUGUCCAGUAAUAUGAUCAAGUCAGGUGAGGUCUUGGGGAGGAUAUGCAGAGCUGAGGCAUACGCUGGACUGAAACGUUACGAGUCGGCUCUCAAGGACCUGGAAGAGCUGUGUUUAAACUCACCCAACUGGCCUGAGGUGUAUUUCCAGAAAGGCAAGAUUCUCCAGAAGAUGGGCUGCACCACCAAAUCGCUGCAGGAGUUUCUCCGGUGUCUGGCACUAGACGGGGAUUUCACCCCGGCCAAAAAGGAAGUUGAAAAGAUUGUGUACGAGUUGGUGUCACCAGAUUGUGAGAAGGUGAAACAGGGCCUACAGGAAAUGGCUCUUGGCUCCUCCCCUGGACUGCACAGCAAAAUGCAGUUGGCUGACAGCCAAGGCGAAACCCCACCCGUCACACGCCUGUACCACAAGAAGAGGUGUGAUGCAGUGAGCUCGUCUGAGAGCAACGAGCAGGCUGGCCUCAGCCAGGUCGCCUUCCUGCAACCCCCUGGCCUUUUGAGGGGGUCGGGGGCCCAGGAGGGCCUGAGGAGGGUGCGCUCCACACCUCAGCUGGGCAGACGGGACAGAGGACCGGUCCCGUUAAAGAGGAAACUGUCCAUCUCCGAGGCCGAGCCCUCGGCUGUCCACAGAGCAGGGAGCAAGCACAGGAAGCUAGGAGACAUGGAGGCAGCAGUGGGCUUCACCCUUCCCCCCUGUAGAAAGGCUUCUGCUGUGGUAGUGGAGGCGAGUGAUUUGGAGUGCCCCCUCUGUAUGAGGUUGUUCUAUGAGCCGGUCACCACGCCCUGUGGACACACCUUCUGUAGGAGCUGUCUGGAGCGGUGCCUGGAUCACAUGACCCAGUGUCCUCUCUGUAAAGACAGUCUCAAAGAGUACCUAGCAACUAGGCAUUACAGCGUUACAGAAGUUUUGGACGGCCUGAUUAAAACACACUUGCCUGAGCAACAUUUGGAGAGACACAAAAUGCACUUUGAGGAGAUUGAGGGCAUCUCUGAUCCGACGAAGAACGUCCCGAUGUUUGUGUGCACUAUGGCGUACCCGACUGUGCCUUGUCCUCUGCACGUCUUCGAGCCCAGAUACCGCCUGAUGAUCCGCCGGUGCAUGGAAAGUGGGGCCAGUCGAUUCGGCAUGUGCAUCAGCGACCCGCAGAAAGGGUUUGCAGACUACGGCUGCAUGCUGCAGAUCCGGAGCACGCACUUCUUUUCCGACGGGCGGUCGGUGGUGGACACCGUCGGCUGGAAGAGGUUCCAGGUCAUGAGCCGGGGGAUGAGGGACGGGUACAACAUCGCAGACAUCCAGUUCCUGGAGGAUACGAAGGUGGACAGUGAGCAGGGACUGCUGAAACUGAGAGAGCUUCACGACCAGGUUUACCAGCAGGCCUGCUCCUGGUUCCAGAAACUGAAGAGCCGCUUCCGGGGACAGAUUCUGCAGCACUUUGGCCCCAUGCCCGAACGGGAGUCCGACAUACAGGCCACGCCCAAUGGGCCAGCCUGGUGCUGGUGGCUGCUGGCCGUGCUGCCUGUGGACCCGCGGUACCAGCUGUCUGUGCUCUCCAUGUUGUCCCUGAAAGAGAGGCUGGGGAAGAUCCAGCAGAUCCUCGCCUACCUGCAGAGCAACCACAACUAGUAGCGCCUCAAAUCCUCUCCCCAGUGCCAUCCAGGUCCCGCCCCCACUCUGGCUGCCAACCAAGCAGACUGCAGCGUGGAUCUCCUCUGUGGAAUUCUACAUUUUUAGCAACACUACAUUACCCAGAUGGCUGUGGCCUAUGUCUGUAGUCUUCACAAAGGUGAGCUGUUGCCUGCUCUUCUGUGUGUUGGGAUAGGACAUUUUUAAGCAAUUUCUGUGAAAUUCUGACAUUCUCAAAGGAACAAACUGAGACGUGCAUGAGAGGUGUAGAUGCUUCCUGUUUUUUUUUUUUGGGG